UAUAAGUUUUUUCUACUAGAUGACGCGAUGUAAAAAGCAAGAGAAACAUUUUUGUGUUCAGAAUAUAAAAUAAUCUUCUAUUUGAUUUUUUAUAUUAAUUAUAGUUUGCGAUUAAGAAAAUUUAACAUUUUUCUCGCUGAAUAACAUGUAUAUAAAUAUUUACCUGUGAUUUUGUGGUAUAAAUUAUUAUCAAUAAAUGAAUAUAUAUGAUCAAGAAAACCAUAAUAAUUUGACGAAAAAACAUAACCUAUACUCGAUGUUUUUGUAUUAUAUUUGUCUAUAAAAUUUCUUGUAAAAAUGGAAAAUUCAAUCAUGGAAAAAAAACUUAUUCCAGAUAAUGAAGUAAAAAUUCUGGAACCUAUAUUAGUGAGAUUAAAUAAGAAUGAGUUUACAUCACCUGAUAUUCAUAUCGAUAAAUCUGUGUUUAAAAUAGGAAGAGGAAAAGAUAAUGAUGAAAUUAUAUUAGAUACAUCAAUUUCUAGAAAACAUUGUAUUAUAAGAUAUGAAGGGAAUGGCGAAUGGGCUAUCAAGGAUUCGAGUUCUAGUUAUACAUUUGUUAAUGAUGUUGUUCUUGAAUCAGGAAGCAAACGCAAACUUUCAGUUGGAGAUAUUGUUCAGCUUAGUACAAAUAGCGAUUAUAAAUAUGUGUUUACUCUUAACCUUACGAAAGAAAGUAGUUCUAAAAAACAGAAACUUGACGAAGAAUUAUUUAACAAUGUUUUGAUGGAACAGAAAACACUUGAUGAAAAUCGAGAAAGUCAAAAGAAACAUUUACAAGAUAGAUUAGAAAAUAAGCAAAAGCAACAAUUAGAGAUAAAGCAAAAAUUUAAUGAUUUUUUAGAGCAAUGGGAUAUAGUAUCAGAUGAUAAAGAACGUUUAAAGGAUCAGAUUGUAAAAUUAGAAAAUAAAAUAGCAGCCAAUAACAACCAAGAAAAACAUUUACAAAGUAUGUACUCUGAAUUACUAAAAAAAUUAGAAAAUGAACAAAUUCUGUUUGAAGCACGUUUAAAUGAAGAGAGACAAAAGUGGCAAAAGGCACUAGAUAUAAGUAAACAAGAAAAAGAAUUGAUGGAAGUUAAAAUGAAAGAACAAAUGGAAAAGUGGAAAGAAGAACAAACAGAAUGGAAGAAUAAAAUGAAAGACAGAAUAAAAAAAGAAAAAACCAUUCAAGCGCGAUUGUUAACUGAAAAAAUUCAAUUAGAAGAAAAGCUUAAAGAAACUACAAAAGCUUUAAAAGAUGAACAAAUAAAAUCAGAAUCCCUAGGAUCAGAAAAUGAACCUGGAACUAGCAUGUUUACGGAAGAUAGCUGUGUAUUACUUAAAGUUGUGGAUACUUCUAAAGUGUGCAUCAUAGAUACUAUAGAUUUAACAGAAAAUAAUGAAGACUACAGCCUAACAUCCAAAGAUGUGAUGAACAAAGUUAGUACUAUAAUGGAUGAACAAUUGACAUGUAGUGUAUGCUCUGAAUUAUUUAUAAAUGCAACAACUUUAAAUUGCAUGCAUACAUUUUGUCUUCAUUGCAUUAACGUAUGGAAUAAGAAACGCAGAGAAUGCCCAAUUUGUCGAGUUUUUGUUACAUCUAUGAACAGAUCUUUAGUUCUAGAUAAUUUUAUUGAAAAGAUGUUAGACAGUUUGCCUACGCAUAUGAAAGAUAAGAGAGCUGAAAUUGUAAAAGAGCGUAAAGUUUUAGAAAAGAUGAAAAAAGGCCGUAUAAAAUAGGAAGUAGAAGGAGGUGUAAAACUUUGAAAUAUAUAUAUACUGGAUAGUCAAGUAUGAAAUUUGUAAAAGAACAAAGUUGUCAAUAAGACUCACUACAAAUUUUGUACUUGCCAACUGUUAUACGGGGUUAUAUAUUUUAUAAAUAUUGAAUAUAAUUUCUUUAUUUAAUAAUUAUUUACUUGUAGAAAAAGACAAAAAGAAAGAGUUUAAUUUUGUUAUAAAUUGUUGUUUAAUAGAACAGUGAUAAUUACAGUUUAUUUGAUAAAUAUACAAAACCUUUAUAAGAAAAUAUUAUGAAAAUGAUUUUGUAUUGAUACCUGGAGAUAGAAAGAAGAAAAGAAAAAACAUUAA
Messenger RNA from Polistes canadensis, 2070 nucleotides. Its product is annotated as E3 ubiquitin-protein ligase RNF8-like. Gene Ontology annotation, molecular function: protein binding. The coding region runs from base 298 to 1719 and encodes 473 amino acids. The transcript has 4 exons. The record is from RefSeq and is a predicted model, not a curated record. Lineage: Eukaryota; Metazoa; Arthropoda; Insecta; Hymenoptera; Vespidae.